This is a messenger RNA of Charadrius vociferus (killdeer), 552 nucleotides long. RefSeq names its product Ras-like without CAAX 1 (gene RIT1). Gene Ontology annotation, molecular function: GDP binding; GTP binding; calmodulin binding. The record is from RefSeq and is a predicted model, not a curated record. Gene Ontology annotation, biological process: Ras protein signal transduction. The coding region runs from base 1 to 552 and encodes 183 amino acids. The transcript has 4 exons. Lineage: Eukaryota; Metazoa; Chordata; Aves; Charadriiformes; Charadriidae. Gene Ontology annotation, cellular component: plasma membrane.
AUGACCAUGCAGUUCAUCAGUCACCGGUUUCCGGAGGAUCACGAUCCCACAAUUGAGGAUGCUUAUAAAAUACGGAUACGUAUUGAUGAUGAACCUGCCAAUCUGGAUAUCUUGGACACAGCAGGACAGGCAGAAUUUACGGCCAUGAGAGACCAGUACAUGAGAGCUGGCGAGGGAUUUAUCAUCUGUUAUUCAAUCACAGACCGGCGCAGUUUCCAUGAAGUUCGUGAGUUCAAACAGCUAAUCUAUCGUGUUCGACGCACUGAUGACACUCCUGUGGUCCUGGUGGGAAAUAAAUCUGAUCUGACACAGCUCCGGCAGGUCUCCAAAGAAGAAGGCUCUGCUUUAGCACGAGAAUUCAACUGCCCUUUUUUUGAAACUUCAGCUGCAUACCGUUAUUAUAUUGAUGAUGUAUUUCAUGCUCUUGUGCGAGAAAUCCGCAGGAAAGAAAAAGAAGCAGUAAUGGCAAUGGAAAGGAAAUCAAAACCUAAAAGCAGCGUGUGGAAAAGACUGAAGUCACCAUUUAGAAGGAAGAAGGAUUCAGUCACUUGA